Molecule: messenger RNA, 3151 nt
Organism: Cheilinus undulatus (humphead wrasse)
Lineage: Eukaryota; Metazoa; Chordata; Actinopteri; Labriformes; Labridae
Product: probable nuclear hormone receptor HR38
Exons: 7
Coding region: 139-1908 (589 amino acids)
Biological process (GO): cellular response to corticotropin-releasing hormone stimulus; regulation of transcription by RNA polymerase II
Cellular component (GO): transcription regulator complex; nucleus
Molecular function (GO): nuclear receptor activity; nuclear glucocorticoid receptor binding; RNA polymerase II cis-regulatory region sequence-specific DNA binding
Source: RefSeq, a predicted model, not a curated record
GACCCGCUGUGUGUUUGUGUGAGUGUGUUUGAAUGAGUGCGCGAGCUGACAGCAGCUGGCAGAGGUGACAGUCAUCAGUUUCAUUCAUUUUGGAAUAAAUGAAAAGCUUCAGAAUCCGGAUAUUUACAUGAACCAGCAAUGCCCUGUGUACAAACCCAGUAUGCAUCCCUGCCCCAUGACACCUUCUUCGGCUCUGAGUUCCUAAAUCCUGACCUCAGUGCCAGAGUGAUGAUGGACAUCGGGGGCCAAAAGGACCAGCUGUCUACAUCUUCGCUGCCCAGCAUCAACACCUUGGUAGGAAAUGGCUACGUGGGGGACUUUGAUGGCUAUUCUUGCAAGAUCACCACUUCUUCUCCCGCCUCUACAGUUUCAUUCAGCCACACCACUGUCACUGAAAGUCCUCAGAUGCAGAGCCAAGCCUUCAAGCUGGAUGAUCUCCAGGUGUAUGGCUGUUACCCAGGUUCCUUUGCGCUCAGCUGCCUUGAUGAAACUCUUUCCUCAUGUGGCUCUGACUACUAUGGCAGCCCGCUUUAUGAUGCGGCUUCUCCUCCAACACCAGGCUUCCAGACCCAGUCUGCACCUGUCUGGGAUUCCCCUUUCAGCCCCUACCCCUCUGCUACCCCAGCCUCUGUGGCUGAUAAAGCUCCCAUGGCUCAGCAGCUCUCCUUUUUCUCCUUCAGCCCCACACCAGAGCAGCACUCUCCCUUGGGGCAGCAUCAGGAUGUACAGCUGAACCAUGAUGACCCUUUCUUCCUGGCUCCGCAGCAGCAUGUCUCCCCACUUCGUUGUCCCUCCAUGCCCCUGGAACACAGAGCCCUGGAAAGCCCCAGAAGAGUGGAGGGGGCUGUGACGUCUCCCAAAACCCAGAACCCAGUAUCCAAUGAGGGUCGCUGUGCAGUUUGUGGUGACAAUGCAUCCUGUCAACAUUAUGGAGUCCGCACCUGUGAGGGCUGCAAAGGAUUCUUCAAGAGAACUGUACAAAAAAAUGCAAAGUACGUGUGCCUUGCCAAUAAAGACUGCCCGGUUGACAAGAGGAGGAGGAACCGCUGCCAGUUCUGUCGUUUCCAGAAAUGUCUCGCAGUGGGAAUGGUCAAAGAAGUGGUUCGCACUGACAGCCUUAAAGGCCGCAGGGGUCGUCUGCCCUCUAAACCCAAGACGGUGGCUGAAGCUUCAUCUACGACCCCCAGUGUCAACAUUAUCGCCUCUCUUGUAAAGGCUCACGUGGACUCAAACCCAAGCAUUGGAAAACUUGACUACUCCAAGUACCGGGAAGAAGUUGACAACCUGAAAGAAAAGGAAGAUGCUGAUGACAUCCAGCAGUUUUAUGAUCUUCUGACCGGUUCUUUGGACGUAAUAAAAACUUGGGCUGAAAAUAUCCCUGGCUUCACAGAUUUCAGCACCGAGGACCAGGAGCUUCUCCUAGAGUCUGCCUUUGUUGAGCUCUUCAUUCUGCGGCUUGCAUACAGAUCAAAUCCAGAGAAAGACAAGCUGAUCUUCUGUAAUGGUAUGGUCCUCCAUCGACUGCAGUGCGUCCACAGUUUUGGUGACUGGAUCGACUCCAUCAUGGAUUUUUCCCAGAGCCUUCACCGAAUGAAUUUGGACUUGUCCUUGUUCGCCUGCCUCGCCGCACUAGUUAUCAUCACCGAUCGCCAUGGCCUCAAAGAGCCCAAACGCGUGGAGGACUUUCAGAAUCAUCUCAUCACUUCUUUAAGGGAACAUGUGAGCAGAGGCGGAUCAGAAACGAGCCGCACACAGCCCAGCUAUCUCUCUCGUCUUUUGGGAAAACUCCCUGAACUGAGGACUCUAUGCACUCAGGGCCUACAACGAAUCUUCUACCUGAAAUUGGAAGACCUGGUACCCCCUCCACCAAUAGUGGAGAAAAUCUUUAUGGACACUUGGCCGUUCUGAAAACUAAAAGCAAGUGUUUUUUUUUUAAGAAAUAGACACCUCAAUUGAGGUGUUAACACUGGACUCCACUGGAGAACCUCAGUCUGUGGCACUGAUUUGUGUGCUGACAAUGUCUGACAUUGUUCAAGAGACCAUAUUUUUAUAACUUUAAGUUUUAAAAGUCAGAUAUGGUAUCUGGUAUCAACAGUUCAUGACAGUUUGUGUAUCUUUAGUGUGCAUUUUUAAAAUGACUAUUGCUGUGCUUGGUGUGUGGAUGUUGUCCUGUUAUACAGCCAGUAAGACAUGGUUAUCGGGUUGAUGCAAUGCACUGUUAAAUGCUCCGCUUUUUCUUAACACAAAAACACACUAACCUCUUAAAAAAAUCUGUUUCUGGCUUAGCUUUUUAAGCCCACUAAGAACCCUAGAUAGUAGAUUUUUUAAAAAACUACAAACAUUUACUCUUUCUUUACAUUUCUGUGGAAUCGUUGUUUUACUAAAUAGUAGAUAGUCGUAGGCAGAUUGCUCACAUUGAAGGAUUCGGACCAAAGUUUACUCUUUUUUUAUAUAUUAGCACUUACAAACCUUAUUGCCUUAAAGCUAAACAAAAAGUACUGCCAAAAUAACUCUUUUGCUGCUGUUUUGUGUCACCUUAUAAAGGCUGACGCAGGCAGUGUUCCUGUUGAAACACGUCCCAAUAAAUACUUUUUUUUUUUUGGCCUUAAAAUAAAAAAAGGGCUCACUGAAUGAAAACAGAAAGUGCCUUUUCUAAAAGCCUUAGCCUUCAAACCCCUAAUAAAUGACACUAAGAAUUUCAUUCCAGAUAUCACAAACAUAGCGCCCGAGAUAGUGCAGAGUUGAAAUUUUCUACUCCAAUGCUGCAGUCAGGAGUAAUUUAACUCAUGACUCAGAAUGAUUUCAGAUGUAUACGUUUUUGUGAAGUUCUGCGAGGUUGUUGACGACUGUCAGUAAAGAUCAUCUAAUACUUGAAACAUAUUUUACACUGCUAAACUGGAAGAACAUCAAGUGAUGACAGCUGGUUUCUAAUCUUCCAGAACUAAAUCCUAUUCACAUGUUCCUGCAGCAGUGAAAUGCAGAAGUACAGUAGAGCCAUGCAGCUUAAGAUUGAGUCAAAGCACAUUUCAGAGUCUCCUUGAGUCCAUUAUUAGACCCUGUACAGUGCUUAACAAAUUUAUUAGACCACCACCCAAAGUAAGGUUUAUGCCACAGCUGCCCUAACUUAACAGCAUUGGUAAUUACCAAAAUC